AUGUCUUAUACUAACCUUCUAGUUCGUCUUAUUGAUUUGGCUAAGCCUUUCUUACCUCUCCUUCCAGAGAUUGAAUUACCAUUGGAACAACUAACCUUUGAUGAUAAGGUUAUGUACACAAUUGGUACUUCUUUCUUAUACUUGCUUGCUCAAUUACCAAUCUUUGGUGCUUCCAAAACAACUAAUGAUCCAAUCCAUUGGUUACGUCCAGUUUUCGGGGCUGAACAAAAUACUUUAUUAGAAUUUGGUGUUUUCCCAAUUAUAUCAAGUGGAUUAAUUUUCCAAAUCUUGUCAGGUUUAAAAUUGAUCAAGAUUAAUUUUAAUAAUAGAUUAGAUAGAGAAUUAUUUCAAACUUUACAAAAAGUUUUCGCAAUUUUCCAAUAUGCUAUUUUAACAAAUAUUUUCUUAUUCACUGGUUAUUAUGGUUAUAAUUUAACUUUUUGGCAAUAUAUCUUGAUAAAUUUCCAAUUAAUCGGUACUGGUUCAGUUUUCGUCUUUAUUUCAGAAAUUAUUGAUAAAGGUUAUGGUUUUGGUUCAGGCUCAUUAACUUUUAUCACUAUUAACAUUUCUGCAAAUUUCGUUACUGAUAUUAUUGCAUUAAAUUCAGUCAAAACAACAAGAGGUUAUGAAUCAGUUGGUGCUUUAGUUAAUUUGGUUAAAAAUUUACGUAAUAAACCAUUUAAAAAUGCCAUUUUGGAAUCAUUUACAAGAAGUUAUUUACCAAAUUUAACUCAAGUUUAUUUAACUAUUGGAAUUGUCUUGGUUUUAAUUUAUUUACAAAAUUUUAGAUUAGAAUUACCAAUUAGAUCUAAUAGAGUUAGAUCUGUUUCAAAUGUUUUCCCAAUUAAAUUAUUAUAUACUGGUUCUUUACCUUUAUUAUUCUCAUAUGUUGUUUUAUUUUAUAUUAAUAUCUUGGGUUAUACUAUUGUUAAUUUAGUUUUCAAAAAUGAUUCAAAUCAAAUCAUUGUUAAAAUUUUGGGUCAAUAUAUAACAACAGGUUUUAACUCAAAUUUUAUUGUGGAAAAACCUUCAAUUUUAUAUUUUUUUUCACCAUCAAAAAAUUUAUUUGAAUCAUUAAUUUCUCCAUUAAGAACUAUAAUCUUUUUUGCUACAAUUUUAAUAACUUCAACUUGGUUUGCAAACAUUUGGUCAUCAAUCUCAGGUUCAUCUCCAAAAGAUUUAGCCAUUCAAUUCAAAGAACAAGGUAUUUCAAUUGCAGGUCGUAGAGAUGUUUCAAUUUCAAAAGAAUUACAAAGAGUUAUCCCAGUUGCUGCAGUUUCAGGUGCUGCUAUCUUAGCAACAAUUUCUGAAAUUGGUGAACUAUUUGGAACAAAUGGUAAAAGUCCUGCUAUAAUUGUUGCUGUUGGUGCUGCUUUUGGGUUCUUGGAACUUAUUGCAGCUGAUUUCCAACAAGGUGGUGGUUCUCAAAAUUUUGGUUCAAUUUUUGGUCAAUAA
Molecule: messenger RNA, 1455 nt
Organism: Hansenula ciferrii
Lineage: Eukaryota; Fungi; Ascomycota; Saccharomycetes; Phaffomycetales; Wickerhamomycetaceae
Gene: SSH1
Product: Ssh1p
Exons: 1
Coding region: 1-1455 (484 amino acids)
Biological process (GO): post-translational protein targeting to membrane, translocation; SRP-dependent cotranslational protein targeting to membrane, translocation
Cellular component (GO): membrane; Sec61 translocon complex
Molecular function (GO): transmembrane protein transporter activity; ribosome binding; signal sequence receptor activity
Source: RefSeq, a predicted model, not a curated record